AUGGCUGAUGGGCAUGAAUCAAAAUUUAUCGGGAGUAUUAUAAAACAAGUUCUGCAAGAGGUCAACCAGACACCUCUAGAUGUUGCUCAUUACCCAAUUGGAUUAGAUUAUUCUAUCCAACAUAUAGAGUUGUUACUGCAAAGUGGAUGUGAGCAUGAAGUUCAUAUGGUUGGUAUAUGUGGCGUUGGUGGAAUUGGAAAAACAACUCUGGCAAAAGCCAUAUACAAUCGAAUAUUUCGACAGUUUGGUGGUUGUUGUUGCUUCCUUUCAGACAUUAGAUCAAAAGCUGAAGAAUCGGGGUUAAUCAAGCUACAAGAGAAACUACUUUGUCAAAUUCUCAAAACUAAGGAAUUCGAAGUUGAUAGUGUUGCUGAAGGUGUCAAUCUAAUCAAAGCAAGACUUGGGUCAAAGAAAGUUCUAAUUGUUCUUGAUGACGUUGAUCAUAGAAGCCAAUUAGAAUCCUUGGCAAGAGAAAGAAGUUGGUUUGGCUCUGGUAGUGUAAUAAUUAUUACAACCCGAGACGAGCAGUUACUACAUGGGCUUAACACAAGUGAAAUAUACCAGACCGAACUUUUAAAUGUAAAUGAAGCUCAACAACUUUUUUAUUGUCAUGCUUUUAAUAACAGUCUUUCACCACCACAAGAAUAUGUUGAGCUGGCACAAGACAUAAUAAAAUAUUCAGGUGGGCUACCAUUAGCUCUUGUGACAUUGGGGUCACAUCUGCUAGGGAGAUCCGUUGAAGAAUGGAGAGAUGAGUUCAAGAAACUAAAAGCAAUUCCUCAUUGUGAUAUUCAAAAGAUUCUCCAGAUAAGCUUUGAUGGACUUGAUGACAAUACUCAGAGUGUUUUCCUUGAUAUCGCAUGUGCCUUCCAUGGAUGUUUUAAGGAUGAUGUUACCAAAACAUUAAAUGCAUGUGGUUUUUAUUCUGAAAGUGCAAUUUCAACCUUAGUCCAAAGGAACUUGCUCCAAAGGUAUGUGGUUUGUUUGGGGAUGCAUGAUCUAGUGCGGGAUAUGGGAAGAGAAAUCGUUCGCAUGGAAUCACCUCGAGACUCUGGAAAACGGAGUAGAUUGUUCAACCCUCAAGAAGUCUGUGACGUUCUACAAGGAAAUAAAGGUUCUGAAAAUGUAGAAGUACUGGUGGUAGAACGACAUGCAUUAAAGGGUGUGAAGCUGAGCACCAAAGCAUUUCAGAAAAUGAUAAAACUUAGGGUGCUUAAAAUCGACAACUUAAAUAUUAGUGGAGAUUUUGAGCUAUUGUCCAAGGAGCUCAGAUGGUUGUCUUGGGAAGGAUGUCCUUUAAAAUGUAUACCGUCAAAUUUUCCAUCUGAGAAAUUUGUAUUUCUGAAUAUGAAAGGGAGCAAUAUCCAAGAAUUUGGUUUGAAUUUGCAGAAUUGUAGAAGUUUGAAGAAGCUGGAUCUCUCUGAUUGCAAGCACCUCAAAAGUACUCCAAACUUCAAGGGUUCACGAAGUCUCGAGUAUGUGAUGUUUAAAGGUUGCUCAAGUCUUAAGAAUAUCCAUCCAUCAAUAGGGAAUUUGGAAAGACUAAUUAAUCUUCAAUUUGGUUAUUGCAAAGAGAUUACGGAUCUUCCGAGCAGCAUAUGCAAGCUAAAAUCCCUUGAAUACUUGGACAUUAAUGACUGCUCAUCUUUACAAACACUGCCAGUUGACAUUGGAGAUAUGCAAAGCCUAACUCAUCUUUGUGCAUGGCGUACGGGUAUAAGACAGUUGCCUGGAUCUGUUGAAAUGCUAAGAAAUCUUAAAACAUUGCAAGUGGGAGGUGGAAUUUUAGAGGCCAAAAGGAGUUUUUCUCGAAGAAGAGUCUGCCGCAUAGAAUCCUUAUCUAAUUUUAUUUGUGCUUUAUGUCUUGAAAACUGUGGUUUCACUGAGGCUGAUGUUCCUAGGGAUAUUGGGAGUUUAUCCAACUUAUAUCAUUUAGAUUUGAGCGGCAACAAUUUCCUCUAUCUACCCUUUGAUUUUUCCAAGUUACCAUUGUUGGUGUCCUUGUAUUUGAGUGAUUGUAAGGAUCUUCAAACACUCCCGUCAAUAUCAAAUUUACAGAACCUUAAAAUUCUUGAACUUGGGAAUUGCCAAAAACUGGUCGAGAUUACAGGGUUGGACAACCUCCCUUUAAUAGAGUGGAUCAACAUGAUUAAUUGUACUCAUCUGCAGAAUCCAUUCAAUGAAGGCUUCUUUAGUGCCCCUGCUCUAUCAAUUUCGUCUAGAAAACAUCAACUGUAUGAGCCGUCAGUAAAAAUUGUUCUCGAAAGCAAUGAGAUUCCAGAUUGGUGCAGCAAUAAAGUAACAGCUCCUGAAUCUAUUUGUUUGACUAUGCCCACACUACAUAAUGAGGAGUAUAAGUUCUUAGGAAUGGUUCUCUGGUAUGUUUGGCUCUGUUGCAAUGUACCCACCCAUCCUCCACACUUUGUUGUUACUGUUGCCAAUAAAAAGCUUUCAGAUAUUCUGUUUAGUUGGGAUAUUGUUAUAGCUGACAGUCAGAGAGAAGUAUCAGGUGUAUAUUACUUGCCUUGCUCAAAUGUUACACUGUUUGAAGGCCUGGAGAUCAAAGGCGGGGAACAGAUAAGAGUAGACGAUCGCACUGGCGGAGCCGUAGUAAAGAAGAUAGGAGUACAUCUGUUAUAUUUAGACCAACAUGGCAAUGUUACUUCUUUCCCGGCAAAAAAUGUAGUAGAAGAAAAGAAGACAAAAAGAAAAAGAAAAAGAAAAAUGAUGUUUGGUGUCAGUCGUGGACGACUAUUGGUGUGCCCCAUUUCCAGAAAAACUUCAGCAAGGCAUAACAGAGCAAAGUUCUGAUAGUUUUCCUUUGGAUAAAGCUUGGGAAUGAGUGAUGACUGAAUCAACUUUUUUUCCAUUUGUAUACUGCUAGUUUCUUCAACUGCACUAAACCUUAGUUAAAAGAAUUGAAUAUGUAUAGUGAAUAAAGUUAUCAAAUUUUGUUUGAUUUUUGUAAUCAACUUUUUCCAUUUGUAUA
Solanum verrucosum is the source of this 2989-nucleotide messenger RNA. Its product is annotated as disease resistance protein RUN1-like. Gene Ontology annotation, biological process: defense response. The coding region runs from base 1 to 2811 and encodes 936 amino acids. The record is from RefSeq and is a predicted model, not a curated record. Gene Ontology annotation, molecular function: ADP binding; ATP hydrolysis activity. Lineage: Eukaryota; Viridiplantae; Streptophyta; Magnoliopsida; Solanales; Solanaceae. The transcript has 5 exons.